CUUUAUUUCAUUGCAAAUUCUAAAAACUACAUAAAGACAAGUUUCUACAUAUAUCUAAUCUAUAUAUAGACGCACACAAAUACCUAUACAUAUAUAAUUAUUAUGGUGAAGUUUGAUGCGAAACUAUGGAAAGCUGUGUUUCUGAUGUCGUUUAUCAACAUAAUGCUAAGCGUUGUGAACGUUAUGUUCAAGAAGAUGCUUAAUCAAGGAAUUAACCGUAUGGUCGCCACCACUUACCGACUUGCCGCAGGAACUCUGUUCUUGACACCGUUUGCAAUCAUCUUGGAAAGACAUAACAGGCCAAAACUGACGGGUAGGAUCUUGUGUUCACUUUUCUUUAGCGCUCUUCUAGGGACAAGCUUGGUGCAAUACUUCUUCCUUAUAGGACUACAAAACACGUCUUCCACUUUCGCUUUAGCGUUUAGCAACAUGGUUCCCUCGGUCACUUUUGCUUUGGCUCUCGUCUUUAGGCUAGAGACGUUGAACAUCAAGAGCAACAUAGGACGAGCCAAAGUGUUAGGUACAAUGAUAUGCAUAUGUGGAGCAUUGGUGCUUACGCUUUAUAAAGGAACCGCAUUAACUCAACAAAACACUCUAAAGGAAAUACAAACAUCAAAUAGUUCUACCACUACGGUAACGCAAAAGUGGGCAAUGGGUUCGUUCAUGCUGAUCAUAUCAAUCUUAGUAUGGUCAUCAUGGUUCAUCAUUCAAGCUAAAAUAUGCCGGAUAUAUCCCUGCCAAUACACGAGCACCACUAUCCUCUCUUUUUUUGGUGUGAUCCAAUCUGCUUUGUUAAGUUUGAUCUCGGAGAGGAGCAUAUCCAUGUGGGUCGUUAAAGAUAAAUUUCAAGUUUUAGCUUUACUUUAUUCGGGUAUUGUGGGAUCGGGAUUGUGCUACGUGGGAAUAUCGUGGUGUCUCGAACAAAGAGGUCCGGUUUUCACGUCUAGCUUCAUCCCUUUGAUUCAAGUCUUUGCUGCCAUUUUCAGCUUCUUUUUUCUUCAUGAGCAAAUUUACUGCGGAAGUGUGAUAGGAUCAAUGGUCAUCAUCGUGGGACUUUAUAUACUUUUAUGGGGCAAAAGCAAAGAAAAUCCUGCACCGAUCAUAACCAAACAAGCACCAUUAAAUCUCGAUCUUGAAGGUUGUGGGACUGCUCCAAAGGAACUUAAUAGUACUGCUCAUCCAGUCUCCGGAAAGUAAUUACUUCAAAAUGUAUUUAAUUGUCAAUGAAUUAUAAGACUAGGUCAAUCAAUAAUAGAAAAUAAUAUGAAAAUGUCAUACUAAAAUGCUAUACAGAAAUAAAUUACGAAGUUCAGAUUUCGCGUUCC
Messenger RNA from Eruca vesicaria subsp. sativa (arugula), 1325 nucleotides. NCBI's taxonomy places the organism in Eukaryota, Viridiplantae, Streptophyta, Magnoliopsida, Brassicales, Brassicaceae. The record is from the annotation of a GenBank genome assembly.